UCGAUCCAUCUUCACCAGCAGCUAAACACUACAGACAGGUCUGUAAUUUGCAGUAGCCACCUCAGCUAAAGCGGCGGCCAUGGCGACGGCGGCGAGGAAGGUGGCGCUGGUGGCGGCGGUGCUGUCCAUGGCCGCAGCCAUGGCUACAGCCCAAGAGGCGUCCAACGUGCGUGCCACGUAUCACUACUACCGGCCAGCGGAGAACAACUGGGACCUGGGGGCCCCAGCUGUCAGCGCUUACUGUGCCACGUGGGAUGCCGACAAGCCGCUAGAGUGGCGUCAGAAGUACGGCUGGACCGCCUUCUGUGGGCCCGUUGGCCCCACCGGGCAGGAUGCCUGUGGCAGGUGCCUCCUGAUCACGAACACGGCGACGGGGGAUCAGAUCACGGCGAGGAUCGUGGACCAGUGCGCCAACGGCGGCCUGGACCUGGACUGGGACACCGUCUUCUCCCAGAUCGACACCGACGGCCAGGGCUACCAGAACGGCCACCUCAUCGUCGACUACCAGUUCGUCGACUGCGGCGACAACUAGCUAUACACUAAUUAAUACCAAUUAUUAAUAAUUGCAUCGUGUAAUUAUAAACAUUCCUAUGUAUGCAAUAAAGUGGCUGGCUGGUGGAUGAUAUAAUUUUGAUGUUUCGAAUACAAAAUGGAAGAAUUAAUGGGUUUGGCAA
Oryza brachyantha (malo sina) is the source of this 674-nucleotide messenger RNA. RefSeq names its product barwin-like. Bases 80 to 532 code for a protein of 150 amino acids. Lineage: Eukaryota; Viridiplantae; Streptophyta; Magnoliopsida; Poales; Poaceae. The record is from RefSeq and is a predicted model, not a curated record. Gene Ontology annotation, biological process: defense response to fungus; defense response to bacterium. Gene Ontology annotation, molecular function: RNA nuclease activity. The transcript is spliced from 2 exons.